Messenger RNA from Erigeron canadensis, 1248 nucleotides. RefSeq names its product ribonuclease H2 subunit B. Lineage: Eukaryota; Viridiplantae; Streptophyta; Magnoliopsida; Asterales; Asteraceae. Gene Ontology annotation, biological process: RNA catabolic process; ribonucleotide metabolic process. The transcript is spliced from 10 exons. Gene Ontology annotation, cellular component: ribonuclease H2 complex; nucleoplasm. The record is from RefSeq and is a predicted model, not a curated record. The coding region runs from base 284 to 1141 and encodes 285 amino acids.
CUGGUUAGGAUAGGUUGUGAAUGGGAAUAUGAAUGGUUUUGGAUAAGCGGACACGCAUCCUGUUAAUGUAAAUUGGACCCGAACCAGUUUUGUUUGUGUUGAAUGAUACUUUGUACGAGUAUUACUUUAGGCAUUACAUAAACAAUAUGCGCAAAUAAAAAGUGGAAAUGCGAAGGGCACAAACCAGUUUUGGCGCGUCACAUAAAAAUCCAGUCACUCCCGCCCCAUUUUAAUUUUAUCUGAAACCCUAGUUCCCAAAAUUACACACACACACAUUUCAAAAAUGACAACAAUGGAUUCUCCUUGGCAUGAAGGUGUUGAUGAAGCUCGUAUUCUUAUUACCUCUUCAUCAUCAUCAUCAGAUUCUUGUGACACCGAUGGGGAUGGCGUGGGCCGAUUCCUGCAACUUCGGCAUCCGAAAACCGGAGAUAGCAAAUGCUAUCUAUUGAUCAAUGGAGGUCUUCAAGAAGUUAGCUGGUAUAAACAAUCUUAUGGAUCUUGGUUUAUUGGAGACUAUAUAUGUGAAGAUGGUAGUUUGUAUGCUGCUACUCCAGUUGAUCCGGUGUUCAUUCUAUUGCCAUUGUUCGAUGAAGCACGGAUGAAGAAUGGAGAUGAUCUAGGGAAAUUUAGGCAACUUGACGAGAUCAUUUACCUUCAAGAUUAUCCUGGAUAUCAUCAUUUAGCAACAAUUGCAGAAAAGUCUAUGGAAGUUGUUUGUGAUUGUAAAGAGAUUGGAUCUAUGAAGUUUUUUAGACUCAAUGACUCGAAGGUUUUAGCAUGGAUGUACUGUAAGGUACAACAAGUUAAGCAGUCCCUUCUUAAAGUGGAUAAUAACUAUGCCGCUCGAAGUCAGCAGGAUACCUUGACUGAUGUGGUCAUGAUUUUGGGUGAAUACUUGGCAGAGGAGCCAUGGUUGAAGCUCCUGUGUGACAAUCUUAGGUUGAAUAUAAGUGAGGCAGUUAAGGCACCAGAUACGGAUAUACACAUGUCAGAGGCACCACCUAAUCAUGCUUCAUUUAGUCCGGUGCAGACUGGGAAUGAUAAGAGAGUUACUCGAAAUGGGAAGCAAAACAAGAAGGCAAAAGUGGAGACAAAUUCACAUAACAUUAAAGAUAUGUUUACUAGGGCUUCGAGGAGGUGAAUUCUUGAUAUGAGUUACCAAUGAGCCUUCUAGGAUUUUUGGUCUGUAUAACUCAAUUUUUCUGUAUGUUGUAUGCCUGAUGCUUCUAGCUUAUUAUUUAUUUGUCA